Messenger RNA from Peromyscus maniculatus bairdii (prairie deer mouse), 4356 nucleotides. It is a transcript of the gene Dtl, whose product is annotated as denticleless E3 ubiquitin protein ligase adapter. Gene Ontology annotation, molecular function: protein binding; protein-macromolecule adaptor activity. Lineage: Eukaryota; Metazoa; Chordata; Mammalia; Rodentia; Cricetidae. Gene Ontology annotation, cellular component: nucleus. Gene Ontology annotation, biological process: proteasome-mediated ubiquitin-dependent protein catabolic process; mitotic G2 DNA damage checkpoint signaling. The record is from RefSeq and is a predicted model, not a curated record.
UGGGAGUUGGGGGUGGGGGGCGCUCCGGGACCGGCGACGUGCGAUCCCUGCAGGACCGCGGUGAUCCCUGCAAGUUUGUUGUUCCGCACCAGUGCGCGUGGCCUGCAGUUGAGGAACUCAGUCAGGCGGAGAAGACGCGACAUCUGCUUUUCCAGCGCCGAAGCCCCCUCCCCCAUCUCUACGGCGUCGGAAAAGUUCGAAAUCACAGACUAAAAGAUGCCCAUAGCCACACCCCCGAGGUGACCACGGGUCACUAUUGAUUGAAGGGUAUUGUUCCAGAUGUUUUUUGAUGCCCGAGGAUGGUCUUCAUAUUACCCUCUACAAUCCCUUCUAAGUGGUUAUCAGUGCAGCUGUAAUGAUGAGCACACAUCUUACGGAGAAACAGGAGUCCCUGUUCCUCCAUUUGGAUGCACUUUCUGUACAGCUCCCGGUAUGGAGCAUAUUUUAGCAGUUGCCAAUGAAGAAGGCUUCGUCAGGUUAUAUAACACAGAAUCACAAAUUAGCAAAAAGACAUGCUUCAAGGAGUGGAUGGCUCACUGGAAUGCUGUCUUUGACCUGGCCUGGGUACCCGGUGAACUUAAACUUGUUACAGCAGCAGGUGAUCAAACAGCCAAAUUUUGGGAUGUGAAAGCUGGUGAGUUGAUGGGAACAUGCAAAGGUCAUCAGUGCAGCCUCAAGUCUGUAGCUUUUUCCAAGUUUCAAAAAGCUGUCUUCUGUACGGGUGGGAGAGAUGGCAACAUUAUGAUCUGGGACACCAGGUGCAACAAAAAAGAUGGAUUUUAUAGACAGGUGAAUCAGAUCAGCGGAGCUCACAAUACUGCAGACAAGCAAACCCCUUCCAAACCAAAGAAGAAACAAAAUUCCAAAGGACUUGCUCCUUCUGUGGAUUCCCAACAGAGUGUUACUGUGGUCCUCUUUCAGGAUGAGAACACGUUAGUCUCAGCAGGAGCUGUGGAUGGGAUAAUCAAGGUAUGGGAUUUACGCAAGAAUUACACUACUUAUCGACAAGAACCCAUAGCAUCCAAGUCUUUCCUAUACCCAGGUACCAGCACUCGAAAACUAGGUUAUUCAAGUUUGGUUUUAGAUUCUACUGCCUCUACUUUAUUUGCCAACUGCACAGAUGACAACAUUUAUAUGUUCAACAUGACUGGCUUAAAGAGUUCUCCAGUGGCUGUCUUCAGUGGACACCAGAACUCGACCUUUUAUGUAAAAUCAAGUCUUAGUCCAGAUGACCAGUUUUUAAUCAGUGGUUCAAGUGAUGAGGCUGCCUACAUUUGGAAGGUUUCCAUGCCCUGGCAUCCUCCUACUGUGCUCCUGGGUCAUUCUCAAGAGGUCACGUCUGUGUGCUGGUGUCCCUCGGACUUCACCAAGAUUGCUACCUGCUCUGAUGAUAAUACACUAAAAAUCUGGCGCUUGAAUAGAGGUCUAGAGGAGAAACCAGGAGGCGAUAAACAUUCCAUAGUGGGUUGGACCUCUCAGAAGAAAAAAGAGGCGAAAGCUGGCCUAGUAAUGGUAUCAAGUAGCCAGAGUACUCCUGCCAAAGCCCCCAGAGCCAAGAGCGGUCCGUCCAUUUCCUCUCCGUUGUCAGCAGCUUGUACUCCAAACUGUGCUGGAGACCUCCCUCUUCCUUCAAAUACCCCCACGUUCUUAGUCAAAACCACUCCUGCCAAAACCCGGUCUCCAGUCGGCAGAAGAGGCUCCAUCUCAUCUGUGUCCCCCAAGCCACUCUCAUCUUUCAAGAUGUCUCUUAGAAACUGGGUGACCCGAACACCUUCCUCAUCACCACCCGUCACUCCACCUGCUUCUGAGACAAAGAUCUCAACUCCAAGAAAAGCUCUCAUUCCUGUGAGCCAGAAGUCAUCACAAGCAGAUGCUUGCUCUGAAUCUAGAAAUAGAGUGAAGAGGCGUCUAGACUCAAGCUGUCUGGAGAGUGUGAAACAAAAGUGUGUGAAGAGCUGCAACUGUGUCACUGAGCUUGACGGCCAAGUGGAGAGUCUUCAUUUGGAUCUGUGCUGCCUUUCCAACAACCAGGAAGCCCUUAGCAAGGACUCUGCAGGUCCUCCCAAAUCAAGCCAGAUUGAAGGUGCUGGUACAGGCAUCUCAGAGCCUCCUUCUCCAGUCAGUCCUUAUGCUUCAGAAGGCUGUGGAACACUGCCUCUUCCUUUGAGACCUUGUGGAGAAGGGUCUGAAAUGGUGGGCAAAGAGAAUAGCUCCCCAGAGAAUAAGAACUGGUUGUUGGCCAUGGCAGCCAAACGGAAGGCUGAGAAUUCAUCUCCACGAAGUCCAUCAUCCCAGACACCCAGUUCCAGGAGACAGAGUGGAAAGACGUCACCAGGACCGGUCACCAUUACUCCCAGCUCCAUGAGGAAGAUCUGUACAUACUUUCGUAAAAAGUCCCAAGAUGACUUCUGUAGUCCUGAACACUCAACUGAAUUAUAGAUUCUAAUCUGAAAGUUCACUGAACUUGGGUCUACAAAGAUGGGGGUGAAAAGUGACUUUAUAAUUCUGGUCUUUAAGAAAAUGGUCAUCUUUUCAUUUUGGAAAAUUUAGCAGACCUAGUCAGGUCACACUGUCUAGUGUAGACACAGCUUCCUGGGGUGAAUGCUGUUUCCAUUUCAUAUGAUGGUUUGUCAUCUGUAGCCUUUUCUAGCAGUCUGUGGUAAUGACAUCCAGCUCAUGGAGGCAGAAAGCAAGGCACGCACGCCUCUUGUUAUUCUGAAACUUCUGUAUGGUGGAGUGUGUCCAGGACAGGGCCCGUCUGUGAAGGCAAGUCUGAAGACGUCCUCUAAAGAAGAUGACUUAAGCGAGCAUGGUCUUAUGUGAAAUAUAUCAUCUGUUCACUAUACUUCUGUGUGUGUAUUUUUCAAACUGUAAAAUGUGAUAUUCACAUAAGUACUUUCUUAUUGUUUCCAUGUUAAAAUACAGCAUCUUGAGCUGAGGUCAUGCCUAUUUUAAAUGCAGUGAUUAAUGUCAACUAAGGGAGAAAACAACAGAAAGCUGUGGAGGUCCCAUGGAGUUUGUUUGUUUGUUUGUUUGUUUGUUUGUUUGUUUUGUUUACUAGAUUUCUAUCACGAACCAGCAUUGCUCUUAGGGUGCGGUAGGGGGCUGUUGAGCACUUUGUUGAAAGAGAUGCCUUAUAAAGUCAGUAAUUAUACACUGAAACUAGGGCUUACAUUUAGGUGUAGUUCUCAGUUCUCUGGGGUUUGUGACUUCUUCUAAUGUCAUCAGAUUUUCGAGAUAAAGUAAUUUCUUACUGGUAUUUUUAUAAAAGAUGUUAGCUGUGAACUGAAAAUCCAGAACCUGGAAAAACACCGCUUGGUUUAUUUGUACAAAAGGCUCUAGCUCUCUAGUAUAUUGGUAAGCAAAACCCAGCACUUGACCUGAAUGGCUAGUGAAGAGGGUGUGUCAGCUGACUCUAAACAGUAUGUGAAGUGCUUUAGCCCUUCUCUCCCUUAAAUGCUACCUGUUGGUCCUCAUGAAAUGAGCAUCGUUAUAGCCUCCUUUGGAGGCUCUCGGAAAGAAACUUUAUGAUCAGGGUAGGUGCCCCCUUACAGUUAGGAAAGGGUUUUUUCAAAUCCCUGAGGGCUGGUUAAACUCUAUUUCUAUUGUGAUUGCCGGGUGGUAGUGUCGCACACCUUUAAUCCCAGCACUAGAGGCAGUCAGGUGGAUGGAUCUCUGAGUUCAAGGGCAACCAGGGCUAUUACACAGAAACCCUGUUGGGGGAUGGAGAGGACGAAACUUUAAUUGCUUUGAGGUCAUAAGUUAAGCAGGACUGAAUAAGCAUUGAUUUUUCUCUGAUUUUAUUCAAGAAAAAAAAUAAAGGAAGUCAGAUUAGUCAAAAACCAUACACAUCGCAGCUUUAGCUGAGUGUUGAGGAAUCUGCAGUGAUGUUUGCUUGGUGAGUCUUAGGCAGUAGGGGGUAUUUUUAAUGAUGCAUGCCUGCCAAUAUUGUUGAUAUCUCUUGCUUUGAAAGCCAGUGGUGGUAGUCAGUGAAGCACGCGAUUCGUGUCCACAUCUGGCAGCACUGUGAGGGAAGCUGGGGGAAGUGCUGUCAGAAACUGCGGGCUCUGUCUGCUUGGGAGUCUAGUACCACAGAUGAGUAUCAAAGGUGCUGUGUAACAAGGCAGGAGUUAUCCCUGCCUAUUUUAGUAUCAGACUUGGAGUCACUAAAUAAUAAGCCUUUUUAUCUUGUCUGAUGUUCUUUCCCAAGCUUUUUACACUGACCUAGACGCAAUCCACACAAAAAGGAGUAAUAAUCUGGAGUCCUUUUUGCUUGCUUGUGGAGUAAAAUGUGUUUGUUUACAAAGUAUAAUCUAAUUCAAACUGAAAGAGGUUCUAAUAAACGGUUUCCUCAGA